AACAUCGAAGCCUGGUUCUGCUACGCAGCAGCUGACUUCUACGAGCACGGUGUGAACGACGCACGUGCACAAUUCCUUGCAGUAGCCAAGGCACUACCGCGCGAAUUUAACAGGUACGUCACACCUAGUAUUCAAAUGGUUCAAAUGGUUGUGGACGGAAUAGAAGAAGCUUUCGCUUAACAGGCUUCCGUGUCUAGUAGCAGGGGAUCACCAAAUCCUCCAGGCAGGAACCUAGGUUUCUUUGCAUUUACCCAUCAUCUAAUUAAACUGUAAAAAGGAAUGGAUACUAAGGAAUUGGAGAAUUUUUUUAGCGAUCCUAUGGUUUCAGCUCAUAUUGAAUCAUUCAUGGAUGCUCAUUGUUCUAGUAAUUAUAAAACUUGAUCAAAUACGCUUUUAACAUUAUAAUAAUAACAGUAUUCACAUGUGAAAAGAAAUUCAUUCUGAACAUUAUGCAACACACAAAGAAUUUUCAGAAAUGAUGAAAAGUCUAUUAAAUAGCUCAUCAAUUCAUUACAAUCAAAUUCAGGAAAUGUAUACAACUUAUAAAAUAACUGAAGAUGAUCCUUCUUUUAGUUCAAUCUCUUAUAUAAUUGCAUUAUGGAAUUUUGAAUUAUUUUAUCAAUUAAUGACUUUGGUAAAUGUUGAUUUACAAUUAGAAGCAUUACAUUAUAUUCAACAGAAGUACGGUAAUCAAUUCAUACAAACGUAUUCAAACAACAAUAAUCAUGAUUCCUUGGGUAAUAAUUCUACUGAAAUAAAUAAAAAUGAACUAACUGAUAUGUUGUUAGAAAAAUCUCAACAGAAAAAUGGAAUGAUGAAGACAAUUAAAGAAACAAUUCAAAGUGAACUUUGUAAAAAUCAACAUAAUCAGAACGAUGGACAAUUAUUAAUAGAGAGUGAUUCUAAUACUUUUCGUGAUAUACCUACAAAAAAUCUCACUAACUCUACAAUUCCUCAUGAAAUAAAACUAACUUCUGAUACUGUAACACCAUCAUCAUCAUCAUCAUGGAAUCACAUAUUGAAUUUCAAUAACUCUGAAACCAUUCAUCAGCAAAAAUAUGACAAUACUUUAAGACCAACUAAAGAUGAAUUAGUUGAAAAGCAGGCAUUUCUAAGAAAACAACGUGAUCUACUGAUCGAAAUGCGUCAGAAAAAGCGUGAAAAGCUAUUUUCUGAUCAUGUACAAACUUUAACAGAUAACAGUUUUGUAUAUACUAAUAAUAGAGACCGUAAUUCAAUCGACAAGGAAGAACAUGAUAAAGUUAUGGAGAAACGUCGUAAGUUAUAUGAAAAACUAAAGAUUGAAGUGAUUAAUAAAAGUGGUUUUGAUCAGACAGAAAAAUAAAUUGGUCUAAUUUCCUUGAUUUUAUGAUAAUCGAUCGAAUAUUGGAUGGAUGUACAUAUACAUUUUUGAACAAUAAAUGUAUAGCUAUAAAACAGUGAAUGUGAAUAUCAGAAGUUUCAAUUGGAUCUUGACAUCGAUUCAUGGGAAGGAAUCUAGAUUGUGAGGAAAUUUCCACCGAAGAAGAUUGAAAUGGUUUAUGUGGAUCCCAGUUUGUUUGCAUUUUCACGCACCGUUCUCUUAUAAAUGCACGAUAUGUAGAAACACUGAUUCCUAUCAUUUCAAUUGCAUCAUUGUUGUUUGAAAUCCUAAUGUAAUGUUUACAUAUGACACUGUAUAAUUUUACCAAAACUAAAAUAUUUGAUUAUUCUCUAAGAAAUGUAUGUAUCAUCAAAAUAAUAAGUCAAGGAGUUUACAAUAAUAAAUAUCGUUACAGCAGUAGAACUAUUGGUAUUUAUUCUUAAAGACAAAAACCAUUGCAUCAAAUCAGAAAUUGCAAACUCUUGGAUGAUUGGAAGAGAAAUAUUUGGCUGAUUUACCAUGUAGAGUCCAGGUCGAUUGAACAAUUAAAUAAGGAUUUAUUGAUAGUAAUUGUAACUAUCGGAAUGAAACCAGUGUCAAACCCGGAAAUAUAAAUAACCCGAACUCACACAUGGGUAAGUGGA
Schistosoma mattheei is the source of this 2007-nucleotide messenger RNA. The record is from the annotation of a GenBank genome assembly. NCBI's taxonomy places the organism in Eukaryota, Metazoa, Platyhelminthes, Trematoda, Strigeidida, Schistosomatidae.